Oryza sativa Japonica Group (Japanese rice) is the source of this 1944-nucleotide messenger RNA. RefSeq lists its product as uncharacterized. NCBI's taxonomy places the organism in Eukaryota, Viridiplantae, Streptophyta, Magnoliopsida, Poales, Poaceae. The record is from RefSeq and is a predicted model, not a curated record. Gene Ontology annotation, molecular function: myosin binding.
UUUAGGAGACAAGCCUAGGGCUCCCUUCGACCCGCCUACCGCCCUUCUCCAAAACUGCCACCAUCCACCCAGAACUGGGUCAUCAUCACCUUAAAUUACAAAUUUCCAAAAAAAAAAAUAAUAAACAGAAGAAAAAACAAAAAUAAAAAACUUUGAGUAGAGUUAGUAGUACAACCCUGGCCCAUGACGUCACCUACUCUUUCUCCUUUCUCAAAAGUGGCUGGCCCAACCAAUUCUAUCAUACACACUAUUCAUUUCAUUCUUUUUUUUUUCUCUUCUUCUUCUUGUGCUGUUUAGUGGUGCUCCAUUUGCAAUGUUUGACACUUGAUCAUCCCAAUGAUCACCUCCUCCACCCACCUACCCCCAAAUUCCUCAUGCUCCUCCUCGAUCCUUAAUUCCAUCUCCUCUCCGUUUUCUUGAUUAAAUCCUACGAAAUCCUGGCAAAUUUCCAGCCUUUCUUUCUGCUGAAUUUCGCUUGAUCCUGAGCUGAGCUGAGCUCCGGCCACAUGGUGCGGGAGCUCAUCGCCGUGGUGGCGCGCGCGGCGCUGCAGUGGGCGCUGUCGUCGCUGCUGCUCGCCAACGGCGCCGCCUUCUGCCUCAUCGCCGCCGCGGCGUCGUGGCUCCGCCUCGGCCCGCCGCUGUGCCUACUCUGCGCCGGCGUCCACCGGCUUCUCUGCUCCGCCCCCGCCGCGGCCGACGCCGACGACGCGCGCGGCCAAGAACGCGCGGCGUUCCGACGACUCCUCUGCGACGCCCACGUCGCCGCCAUGGCCGCCUCGGAGCCGGAGAAGAAGAAGCAGCAGCAGCAGCCGGAUCAGCAGAAGAUGAUCUCUGCUUCUGAUGGAGAAGAGAAGAGAGAUGCAGCAGAGGUUGAAAUUGCAGACAAACCUGGAGGUAUGGAGGGUCACCGCGUCGUCUCCAUCGGCAGCGAGAUCUGCGAGCAGGACCACGCCGGCGGCGACCAGCGCUCCACCGCCGGCGAAGAAGGCUACGGCGACGGCCCUUACGUCUCCCUCUUCGAGCUCGCGCCCAUUGCGGCGCGCGCCCCGCAGGACGAGGACGGACACGGCAAUGCCCACGAGGUGUUCGACGACCUGCCGGCCGAGCUGCGGCGCGACGGCGACGGCGCGCUGACCGUGGGCAGGCUCGCGGCGGCGCUCCGGGCGCAGCGGAGGGAGCUGGACGCCGUUCGCGCGGAGCUCGACGGCGAGCGGCGCGCGUGCGCGGAGGCGGCGGAGUACCAGCGGCAGCUGGAGGAGCAGGGGGAGUUCGACCGGGAGGCGGUGCGCCUCGCCAUGCAGCUCGUCCACGAGGCCGAGACGGAGAAGCACGCGCUGCAGCGCCAGCUCGACGCGUUCCGGGUCAAGGCCCAUCUCUACGACUACGAGGCCGCCGCCACCGCCGCCGCCGCCACGGACCACGACGCGGCCGGCGACGGCGGCGGCGGCAACAACUACCAGUCGCUGGUGGACUUCUUGCCGGGGUCGGUGUUCUCCUCCUCGCCGGACCUGGCCAACCUGCUCAAGCUCUACACCGAGGGCAAUGGCGGCGGCCGUCGACUGACCGACGCGCCGGUGCCGGUGGUCACCGAGGUGGUUGAGGAAGAAGAGGAGGAGGAGGAGGAGGAGGAGGAGGAGGAGGAGGAGGAAGUCGCCGUCGCGGCCAUCGGUGGCGUGGAUUCGAACGGGAACGGUGAUGCUGCCGCCACCAUCGCCAUCGCCGGCGAUUCUUUGCAGGAAGGAAGCAGUGAUCACCUCGAACCCACAAACGGUGAAUUGUGAAUCUUGGGAUUAAUACAACCUUGUCAAUAUAUACAUAUCAUGUAAUUAUAUUUGACUAGCAAAAGUGCCCGUGCGUUGCACCGGGUGAUUACAGAGUGUGUAUAUUGACCAAAAGUGUUGUUUGGUUUAGCAAAAGUGCCCGUGCGUUGCACCGGGAAGUUUA